Messenger RNA from Gasterosteus aculeatus aculeatus (three-spined stickleback), 2058 nucleotides. It is a transcript of the gene drc4, whose product is annotated as dynein regulatory complex subunit 4. The record is from RefSeq and is a predicted model, not a curated record. Gene Ontology annotation, biological process: flagellated sperm motility. NCBI's taxonomy places the organism in Eukaryota, Metazoa, Chordata, Actinopteri, Perciformes, Gasterosteidae. Gene Ontology annotation, molecular function: small GTPase binding; microtubule binding. Gene Ontology annotation, cellular component: microtubule; Golgi apparatus; motile cilium.
GCUCCAGUCUAAGAAAUGGCUUCGUAUUUCGGACUUAUUUUAUUUGUUUAUUACUCGCCCUGUUUCAUGUGUCAGCCUGAUCUCAGGAAGUCAAUAAAGUUUUACUUGAUCCACAAAAAAAGGCGUCGCCAUGACAACGCCUCCUGUGUACCUUCGGGUUUAGCCUCCAGCCGAGGAGUCGUGUUAGCUCACAAACUACCGUUUAUUUCCAAUAGAGACACACGGGAGCGAGUGGGACUUCUGACAAUGCCGCCGAAGAUCAAAAACAAAAAGGCCGUGAAGACCGUGGUGGACGGCCUGUCCCCGGAAGAGAUGUCCAGGGACCAGCUGGAGGAGCACAUUGUCCGCCUGCGGGAGGAUCUGGACAGGGAGCGGGAGGAGAGGAGCUACUUCCAGCUGGAGAGGGACAAGAUUCAGGCCUCCUGGGAAAUCUCCAAGAGGAAGCUGGAGGAGGAGAAGGCUGAGCUGAGGAACAGACAAAGGGAGAGAGAGGAGGCAGAGGCGCGCCACCAAGUGGAGAUUACUGUGUACAAGCAGAAGCUGAAGCACGUACUGUCUGAGCACCACAACGCGCUCUUUGGGCUGAAGGCAGACGGCGUGGCAUCGGCCGGGCUGGUCAAGAAUCAGCACAUGCAGUCAGAGAUCGGCCUCCGUAGCGACCUGCACGUCCUGCAGGCCGACUCCAGGGAGAAGAAGCUCCACAACGACAACUUCAUCAAGGAGCUGCAGCUGAAGCACCAAGUGGAGUUAAUGGAGCUGGAAAACAACUAUGAGAAAAGAUUCACAGAGCUGCAGGUGACAUAUCACAAGCAAAGGCAGCUGAUGGCCGACACGGAGGCCAAGAAGCGGCAGGACGAGGUCUCCCAAAUCAACUGCAGGAUGAAGAAGCGCAUUGAUAAUCUGACUGAGGAGCACGACGCGGUUCUCGAACACAAAGUGGAUCACUACUCCAAGCUGCAGAAAAAACUGCAGCAGGAUCAGGCCAAGCUGAAGGAUGAACUGGGGCAGGCGAGGAAGCUUCAGCUGAAAAAGGACCGGGAGCUUUCAGCAGCUCAGCGGGAGAACCAAGUUCUGAAGACGUCUCUGCAGGAAGCCCAGCAGAAGCUUCUGGAGUUACAAAAACAGCUGCAAGAACACAAAGAGGCCAAGAGCAAGAUGGUGGCAUCUAAAGCUCGAGUGAAGGUCCUGGACCAGGAGCUGCGCGACCUCUCCCUGCAGCACCAGCUGCUGCAGUGCGGCUUCGAGAAGGUGGAGCGGGAGCGCGACGAGCUGCUGGAGAAGCAGACGGAGGCCAUCCAGGAGGUGCGGCGGAGGAGCGGCCUGAAGCACCUGCUGCUGGAGAGGAAGCUGGCGGCGCUGACCGCCGCUGCCGAGAAGCAGGAAGCGCAGCUGUUCGCCGCGCUGGCCACCUCCGACGUGGAGCCGAGCGCGCGGGCCCGGGCCGCGGACGAACUCCAGGAAAUGCUGAAGUCCAAACAAGCCACCAUCGACGCCUUACAGGGCGACCUGGCUCGAGACAGUAAGGAGUACGACGAGCUGCUGCAGACCUGCAAGGAGAAGCUGCAUAACUUGGGGGUCCCUCUGUACGACUUUCCCUUCAGGCCUUCGGAGCAGACCCUGGGGGGACGCGACUCCCUGGGGGGACGCGACUCCCUGGGACCUGCCUCCAAAGAGCGAACCCGUCCAGGUGGAGCUGGCGUCCACUCGCCUCCAGGCUCCACCUGACCUCUCCAUCACUUGACCACAUGACGUAAUGAAUGAUAAACCUUUAGGUGUUAUGUUGUUAAGCAACAAACUGUUUUGGUCAUAACACCUUUUGACUCGAGGCAUUUAUAACUUUUAAUAUCAAGAGUUUCAUCUUGUUUGAUACUCAUAUAGUGUUUUAACUUCUUUGGUGUCACUUUAAUUUAAUUUUAAUUUUUAAUGCAUUUUUUCACACCACAGAACUUCCUUCCUUUUUUGUCAUUUCAAGUCUUCGUCAUGAAGCGGUUGCCUGGCAACCAGCGGAGGACAUAACUCCACUUAAAAUAAAGAAAUGUGAUCUAUGGUUAAACAAGA